Messenger RNA from Miscanthus lutarioriparius, 534 nucleotides. The record is from the annotation of a GenBank genome assembly. NCBI's taxonomy places the organism in Eukaryota, Viridiplantae, Streptophyta, Magnoliopsida, Poales, Poaceae.
AUGAGCACCCCAUCGACCUUCGCGCGUAGAGGAGAACGACGGCGCGCGGAGGAGAAGGACAGCUUGCCUCAGACAAGGACCGGAGCAGCCGCCAUCCGGCGAGAUCCGGGCGGGCGGGCGUCCGGAGAAGGGCGAUACGCGCAGGAGCAGGGGCGUGGCGUCGGGACCAGGCAGACGUCGCAGUCAUCCUCCGGCGAGCUUAGGGCGGGUGUCAGGACUGGGCGGCGGCGCGGUGGGAGAUGGGAGCGGCGCCACGCUUGGGAAAUCCACGAUCCAGAGCCGCCCUCUCCUCCUCCGCCGCGGACCGGGGAGGCGAAGGCUCCUGCGACGCCCGGGAAGCGCACAUUGGCGGACCGGGACGAGAAGGAGCGGGAGGGAGUGGAGCGGCCGCCGGAGCCGAACCGGCGGCGCUCCCGCGCACGCAUCGCGGCGCUCGAGAGCGUGCCCCAUGCGUCGGAGGUCGCGGCCGCGGCUGCCACGGCGACGAGCAGGGAGGACGAGUCCGUGGGCGCCUGCGAUGGAGUAGAGCCAUGA